UCUAUUCUCAUUUCUCUCAUCUAUUUUCUAUAUUCUAUCAACUCUCAACUCUCAAGUGUCAAUCUUAAUAUCUAUUCAAUUUUAAUUCUCAUAUUAUUAGAAUCCAUUUUUUUCAAUUUUCAAUUCAAAAUUUUCAUAUUAUAUCAAUAAAAAUAAUUAUAUUAUCUCAUAUUUGUUAUCAAGUAUUGGCUUGGAGUUACAAAUUACAAGUUACAACAAAUCACAAGCUUCAACAAUCGGUUUAACGUCUGCUAUUAACGCAGACGUUUGGUACAUUCGUUUCAUAAUAUUUAUAUUUUAUUAUUCGUCUUUACUUUUGUGUUAUUAUAUAUAAAAUUAAGUAUGAGUUCUAGCAAAAAAAAUAGCGGUAAAGGAAAAGAGAAAGCACAAGAUAACGAAGAAAGUAGACUUUUUAAAUUAUUUAAUUUUGGUAAAAAAAAUAGUAAAGAAAAAAAGAGUAGUAAAAGUGGUGGUACUUCAUCUAAAUCAACGAGUAGAGUUAGAUUUAACAUAAAUGAUUCUACUUAUGUUGAUGAUACUCCUUAUAAUAUUGAUUCAAAUGUUCAACUCGAUCACGAAAGUUUAGAACGACGUUAUGGUAAUAUUAAUCCUAAUGUUGAUGAAAAUUCAGGUGAAGAAGUAGAAGCUGAUUUGGGAGAAGAGGAGUUAGAUGAAACACCUACUAGUCCGGUGACAGAAGUUCCAAAUGAGACUAUCAAUUUACCGGAGCAAAAUUUUGGACAUCCACCCCUUAUACCUCCCACAAGGGAGAAGGUGAAGUAUCAACGACCUAAAACUUCUAUUGUGUGGCAAUUUAUGACUUUUGAUAAAGAAAAUAGUGUUGCUAUUUGUAAUAAGUGUAAGCAAGCUUUUAAACAUAAACAAGGUGGGGGUCAAGGUGGAACGGGGGGAUUAAAUAGACAUUUGUUAUCUUGUGUGCCCGUUCAAUAUAAAGAAGCUAAAGCAUUAGCCAAUAGAAAAAAGGGAAUUUCAAUUAAUGAAUUAGAUAUUACCGGUAAUGCAUCGAUGGGGGCUUCUAACAUGGUUCAAGGAACAUUAGAUCCUUUUAACCCCGCUGGUCCAAUAACACAACGUAAAUAUAAUAAGGAAUUAGAUCGGGAAAAUUUAGCUAAAAUGGUUUCUGUUUGUGGUUUGCCUUAUAGUUUUCCUUCAAAUCCCGGUUUUAUCGAAUAUAUUCAACAAACUUAUAAUCCGGAUUAUAGAGGCUUUUCAAGAAAUACUGUCAAAACUGAUGUUUUUGAAUAUCAAGGUAAACAUUGUCAAUUUCUUCGUUGUCUAUUUAGCAUAUUAGAUAGUAGAGUGUCUAUUACUUCGGACAUGGGUCGUAGUGUUAAUGGAAAUGAUUAUUUAACUGUAACUGCGCAUUGGAUUGAUCAUAAUUGGAAUUUGCAAAAAAGAAUUAUAUGUUAUAAACUAUGUAUAGAGAAAAAAACUGGUGCAUAUUUAGCAUCAAAUAUUUUAAGUGUUUUAGAUUAUUACAUGAUUAUAGAUAAAAUAAUGUCUGUCGCAUUAGAUAACGCAUCUAAUAAUACAAAUGCUGCUAACAUGUUAAAAGUUAGAUUAUGUCCAAUUGACAAUAAAGUUUUUCAUGUUAGAUGUGUUGCACAUAUAUUAAAUUUAGUUGUACAAGAUGGUAUUUCAUUAUUUGAUUGUGGAAGCGUAAAAGUUGAAUAUGCUGUUACCUGGAUUUUUCAUACAAACAAUGUUGCUAGAAUUAGAGAAUUUAAUGAGCGUUGUUCACUAUGUGAAUUGUCACCUAGAAAAAUUCCAAGACAUAUUAAAACAAGGUGGAAUUCUCUUUACGAAAUGCUUUCGGUUGCUUAUAAAUAUAGAAGACCCAUACAAAUGAUUUUUAAUGCUCAUAAUGCUGACCCAUUAGAUAGAAUUUGUGAUGAAGAUUGGGAAGAAACUAAUGAACUAUUACAAUUUUUAAGACUUUUUUAUGAUGUGAAGGUGAAGGUGAAGCUCAAGCUGAAGGGUCGGACCUUAAGAGCAAGUUUCCUCCCACCUCCUACAGUUGGCAGCAAUAAUCCAUGUUCUUCUAAAACUUCAUAUGUGAAUAAUGUUAGAGAUGAUGAAACAAGAUUUUAUAAGAGAAUGACAUUCAAGAACAAGCAAGAAUUGGAAAAUUCAUUGAAACUUUCUUUCUUGAAAAAAGAUAUUAGACUGAAAAAGUACUUUGUUGUGUCAUAUGCUGCUUGUAUAAUUGGUUUACAAGAAAUGAGAAAAGUAAUAGCUGUUGAUGGUACAAUUCUAAGGAGCAAGUAUGGAGGAGUUCUGCUAUCGGCGGUGGCACAAGAUGCCGAGAAUCAUAAAUUUACAGUGGCUUUCUGUGUCGUGGACAAGGAAUAUUUGGUACCAAAGUCCGCUGAUGCUCUUGAACGAAUUGGAUUUCACACAUGGAGUAGGGCAUUUUACCAGGGAAAUAGAUAUAACAUUAUGACGUCAAACAUCGCGGAAUGGGUGAAUGCUAUAUUUGAUGUUGAAAGAGAAUUUCUCCUUGUCGCUCUAUUUGAUGAAAUAAAUAAGAGAUUUGCAUUGUUAUUUCACCAGAGGCGCAUGGAACUGUUGCACUCCGCAAAUAGAUUGGUUUCUUCAAUUGAAAAUGACAUAUCAGAGUAUGUCAACAUGGGCAAUGAUUACGUGGGACUGUGCUUUUAG
Solanum pennellii is the source of this 2682-nucleotide messenger RNA. RefSeq names its product zinc finger BED domain-containing protein RICESLEEPER 3-like. Gene Ontology annotation, cellular component: nucleus. Gene Ontology annotation, molecular function: DNA binding. Lineage: Eukaryota; Viridiplantae; Streptophyta; Magnoliopsida; Solanales; Solanaceae. The transcript is spliced from 6 exons. Gene Ontology annotation, biological process: regulation of transcription by RNA polymerase II. Bases 343 to 2682 code for a protein of 779 amino acids. The record is from RefSeq and is a predicted model, not a curated record.